This is a messenger RNA of Lottia gigantea (owl limpet), 780 nucleotides long. RefSeq lists its product as hypothetical. Gene Ontology annotation, molecular function: RNA polymerase II cis-regulatory region sequence-specific DNA binding; DNA-binding transcription factor activity, RNA polymerase II-specific. Bases 1 to 780 code for a protein of 259 amino acids. Gene Ontology annotation, biological process: positive regulation of transcription by RNA polymerase II. The transcript is spliced from 4 exons. The record is from RefSeq and is a predicted model, not a curated record. Lineage: Eukaryota; Metazoa; Mollusca; Gastropoda; Lottiidae.
AUGCCUUUUAUGGAAAUAAAGAAUUAUCUAAAUCUAUCCAGAGACGAAGAUGAAGGGCAUGAUAAUUAUGAUCUGCAAGAUGACGAUGGUGACUUGGAUGGUUCAGAUGGUGGUGAUAAAAAGAAACAUCGUAGAAAUAGAACAACAUUUACUACUUAUCAGUUACACGAGUUAGAAAGAGCAUUCGAAAAAUCCCAUUAUCCCGAUGUUUACAGUCGAGAAGAACUCGCCAUUAAAAUCAACCUUCCAGAAGUGCGAGUACAGGUAUGGUUUCAGAAUAGAAGAGCAAAAUGGCGUCGCCAGGAGAAAUUAGAAGGUGGUAAAUGUUCUGAUAAUUAUUCACUACCAUCAGUUGGUAAAUCAUUGAGUACCAGUAUAGGAGGCACGGGACUACCAAUAGAUCCAUGGUUAACACCACCAAUAGUGAACGCCGUCAAUCUUUCUGCAUCUUUAUCCGCGCCAGGCACUGCAUCCAUGGCGGCAGCCUUUCAAGGACUUCCACAAGGUUUCCCAUCUCAAAGUGUUACAUCAUACUCCAGCUUCUUCCCGCCAGGAUUUCCCAUUACAUCUCAAGCUAAUGCUUUUGCUGGAGUGUUUAAUCCGUUAACUGCCCAAUCUUGUCAAAACGACCAACUUGCUGCCAAUAUGAUGAGUGUAUUCAAUCCUUUAAUGGGGAGAGAUCGCGAUGACGACCCAAGGAAUUCUAGUAUAGCUGCUUUAAGAUUAAAAGCUCGUGAACAUCAAGAAGUGAUUGAAAAGAAAUAUCCCGGUGCAUUAUGA